Molecule: messenger RNA, 1744 nt
Organism: Acromyrmex echinatior (Panamanian leafcutter ant)
Lineage: Eukaryota; Metazoa; Arthropoda; Insecta; Hymenoptera; Formicidae
Source: RefSeq, a predicted model, not a curated record
CAGUGUCGAUGGUGGAGCUGAGGAAGUUCCGUACUAUAAAUUCUUUCCUUAAGUACUACAUCGGUAUAUACGCCGAGAAAUCUUUGGACAACGUUCUGAAAAAGUACGCGCUCCUGAUUGCGAGAAGAAUUGUCAACGAUAUUGGCAUGAUCGACGAGAAUAUCCACUUGCUCGGUAACAUCUAUGAGAAUCAGACGAUUCAUAUUAAAUAUCUCUUCGAUCUCGUGCUAUCUGACGAUCUAAUGGAGAAAGACAUCAUCGAGGCUAAGAAAUACCUAGUGAUAAAAUUAAACAAAUUUAACGUGGUGAAAAAGUAUCUCAAAGUGCAGAAGUAUCAGCAGGUCACUCCCGCUCAGCUGAUGAUGGAAAUCACCGGACAGCUAAUAGACAUCGGCUUUGCCAAAAAUAUCGCGAUAUCUCUGCGGAUGUACGCGAAAUUCUGGUAAAAUGAUAAACUCUAAUCAAAGAAUCCAUCAUAAACUUUCUGGAGAUGAGCGACGAAUGCAUGGACACUCUGAUGUCGGAUUCAAGAUGCUCAAUAGAGAUCCCGUUUAUAAUAUAAUAUCAAAUACACGUUUUAACACAACAUUACUAACAGACAAAACUACGAUUCAAUACAGUCCAGCCUAUCAUAAAACGACUACAGUGCCUGUUGAAUCUAUCACUACUACAAAGACUUCAAAAAGGUCCAAGGAUGAAUCUUCGAAAAUUUCGAUUACGCCGAUGACAACUGUGAUGACGACUACGAACCCAUGGCGCCAACUAUGGCUAUAACUAUGACAGCUGCGACAACUACAUCAUUACCUACAACAAUUAUGUUACCCACGAUUUUCCUUGUUACAGAAUUAUUUACGGCUACAUUGCCAACAACAACUACAACAUUGCCUAUGACUACCAUAACAUUGCCUACGACUACCAUAACAUUGCCUACGACUACUAGAACAUUACCUAUGAUUACCACAGCAGAGUCUACGACUACCUCAGCAGAGUCUACGAUUACCAUAGCAGAGCCUACGAUUACCACAACGUUGCCCACAACGAUCAAUACAACAUUGCCUACAACUCCCACAACGACGACCAUGACAACCAUGAUAUCACCUACAAUGGAGGUACCGAUCGUGAAUACCAACGUGGUAAUAGAACUGAAUCGUUCGAAGAUCGUAACAAAUGUUUUCACACCAUACGUUGACUUCAGAAUUUCGGAGAUAAUAUCAAAUGCAACAUCUGUCCCCGCCUGCGAGUCGGCUGAAUGCAUUACUGAACAAAAUAUAACUAGUAAAUAUGUCGAAACGACGCCUACUCUAUUCUUGACGACGCAAUCUUCAACGACGACGCCGACGAUACAGACUUCCAUUCUUGAAACUACUGAGCCACCGCAUUAUCAAGACUUAAUCACGGACUCUACAAUUUCAACAACGGAAUUGAUUGAAACGCCGACGACGAAAGGCUGCGUGCAGGUCUGCUUGGAAGAAUACGAAUUCAACGCCGAAACAAUGGAUAGGUCCUGUGAAACAAACUGCGACUCCACACAAGCUGUGACGGAAGAUUGCAACGAGAAUAAUCCUCCGGGGACGAGCUCUCAGGAAUGUGACAAAAAGUAUUGCGAUACCAAAGAGAAGAGCGGCGAGUGCAUGACCUUGUGUCCUCCGAAGAGCUCACUCUGCGAGAAUGGCGACUGCGUAACAACGGGAAUGCCACCGUUGAUUAUAAGUUUUGCGAAGUUUUGAAGGUUCGCGAGUACGCG